Molecule: messenger RNA, 1158 nt
Organism: Leptosia nina
Lineage: Eukaryota; Metazoa; Arthropoda; Insecta; Lepidoptera; Pieridae
Source: the annotation of a GenBank genome assembly
AUGACGGGUUCUAGUGAAAAGGACUUUAAAGAUGAAGAAAUGAGAUCUAAAAUAAACAAUAGCCAAGUCGUAAAUAGCAAACACGUAGGCACGGAUUAUUCGUACAAACAUGAAAUUGUGUGGAGAAAUGUGAUAGUCUUCGGUAUAGUGCAUAUAUUGGGUGCCUGGGGGAUUUAUUUAUUUUUAACAGCAUCGAUAAACUGGAAAACAUGCAUAUGGAACCUUACCCUAUUGACCUUUCUCUCACAAGGAAUAACAUCCGGAGCCCAUAGAUUGUUUGCUCACAGAUGUUAUAAGGCUAAAACACCUCUCAAAGUCUUUUUAUUAUUGAUGCAAACGGCAUCAGGACAGAAUUCAUUACACGAAUGGGUACGCGACCAUCGUCUCCAUCAUCGAUAUUCUGACACAGACGCCGAUCCUCAUAACUCAUCUCGAGGAUUCUUCUUCUCGCAUGUAGGAUGGAUUCUUACGAGGAAGCAUCCUUAUGUCAAGGAGUUUGGAAAAAGAACUGAUAUGAGCGAUUUGGAAGCUGAUUGGAUGGUCAUGUUUCAAAAAAAAUACUACGUAUAUUUGUAUAUUAUAACAGCUAUAUUGAUUCCAGUUAUGGUUCCAUAUUAUUUUGGAGAAACUCUAAAGAACUCUAUAUUAGUUUGUUAUUUUGGCCGAUAUGUCUACCAAUUGAAUUGUACGUGGCUUGUCAAUAGUGCUGCUCAUCUAUACGGCACAAGGCCUUAUGACAGGAGUAUCCAGCCAGUCGAAUCAUGGUUUGUUUCAUUCGCCACAAUGGGAGAAGGUUGGCAUAACUACCACCACGCGUUUCCGUGGGAUUACAAAGCUGCAGAACUUGUUGACUUCAUAAAUCCAUCUGCUAGAUUUAUAGAUUUCUGUGCAAAAUUGGGUUUGGCUUAUGAUUUGAAGACUGCAUCUCCAGAAAUGGUUGCAAAUCGCAUUAGGAAAGCAGGAGACGGUACUUACUUCUUAUCUGAUGAAGAAUACGAAACAGCUGUGAGGGCUUUAGGCCCAAAGCACCCACUGAAUCCAACCUUCAACGUAACAUAUCCACCACCAAACGUUACUUUAAGAGAAGAAGGAUUGCCUCUGUUUGAGAAAGAUUUGAUUGAAAAUAAUUUAACGCAACGCAAAAUUGCCACAGCUUAA